Penicillium samsonianum is the source of this 1062-nucleotide messenger RNA. RefSeq names its product NAD-dependent epimerase/dehydratase family protein. The transcript has 4 exons. Lineage: Eukaryota; Fungi; Ascomycota; Eurotiomycetes; Eurotiales; Aspergillaceae. The coding region runs from base 1 to 1062 and encodes 353 amino acids. The record is from RefSeq and is a predicted model, not a curated record.
AUGGGCGCCAAAAUCUUUAUCACUGCCGGCACGGGCUACGUUGGCGGCACUGUUCUCGACAUUCUGGUUAAGCGCCAUCCGGAAUACAGCAUCACCGCGCUCCUGCGCAACGUCCCUGACGAUUUUGCCGCGCGCUAUCCCAACGUUCGCAUCGUUCGCGGUACCUUCGACGACGCACAGCUGAUCGCCGACACCGCGGCUGAGAAUGACAUCGUCAUUCAUGGCGGGAAGCCGAAGCACCUCCCGAGCCUCGAAGCCCACAUCGCUGGUCUCCUCCGCCGUUCUCAACCCGGACCCGGUUUCCUAAUCCGCCUCGCCGGCACAGGCAUCAUCGCCGACUGGCAAAACGGACCUUACGCCGUGCUCAACCCUAAGGUUUGGUCCGACGUCGACGAUAUCGACAAUAUCACAAGUCUUCCCGAUGACUACCUGCACCGGCCGGCCGACAAGAUCUUGCAAGCGGCAGCCGCUCAGCACGGCGACAGACUCAAGACAGCUAUCAUCUGCCCGUCAGGAAUCUACGGGCAGGGAAGGGGACCCGGCAACACCCGCAGCCUGCUCAUACCAGAGAUGUGCGAGAAUAUCAUCGAGCUGGGGUAUUCCUUCUACGCGCUGACGGGCGCGAAUCGGAGGUCCUGGAUCCAUGUCGACGAUGUUGCCAACGUAUACCUCAAACUUGUGGAAGCUGCUGUUGCAGGGGGAGGAAAUGCAGUGUGGGGGAAAGAGGGGUACUACUUCGCCACCAGCCAAGAACUGUCACAACUCGACCUGGCCCGGGAGGCUGGCAAGAUCCUCCACACACAUGGCCUGAUUCCUACUAGCGAACCGAAGAGUUUGCCUGUCGAUACUGUGAGAGAGAUGCGGGGUGGCUCGAGCUGGGAGCCGAUGGGAGUGUACACCUGGGCUUGUAACACGCGUGUGCGCGCAGAUCGGGCGAGAUCUCUCUUGGGUUAUGCGCCAAGUGCACCCAGUGUGCAGAGCGCGUUAGAGGGUGAUCUUCUAGAUGCCGUCGAGCAUGUGAAGCAGAAUGGGCCAACGUAUUGUCCAGGUCUUCGGCUUUAG